CCUCGUCCCGCACGGAGUCCAGUGCACGAACGCGCUUGCGGGGUGGGAGACGCGUGCUUGCCCGCGCACAUGCGCGUUGCAUCCGGCCUGUUCCUUGCCUGGCGGGCCUCGUCGUCCACUUCUUCCUCGACCUGGAAACGGAAUGCCUGAGCCGGGCUCAGUGACCUAUGUUGCUUCCUCACAUGUGUGUUCAUAAUGAAAAUGCAAAGACACAUAACCACAGGAGCUGAAAUAUGGACUUUGAAUGUCUUCUUACAGACAACGGUAUUUCAGUUUAGUUAGAAGUUAUCAUCCCAGACCAACCGGCUAAUAUUCCUGGAAAAAAACAGGAAAGCAGCAUGCACUGAAAAUGAACAAAAUCUUUCUCUGAGACUCUGGUGAGAUUCUGUUUGACCGAUGGCUACAGCAAAACUCUUCAUUAAACCUGCUGUAUUAUGAUUAUUUCUCACUGAAAGAACGAGUUCCAUUUCUUUUGACAGCUUAUGUGUAUUCUUGUAAAAAAAAAAACCUCAGCAGAAAUAUGGUUACAUAGACAAUUCAAUUAAAAUACAUCUUAAAAGUGAAUCUUGUUCAUUAAGAAUAUGCUUCUUACACAGCAUCAGCCUAUUUCAGAUGGGAGCUACAAAGCUGUUUUCACCCUGUUUAGCUAACGUUUGCACUUCCUAGUGGGAAAAUCUGUGCAUUCCUCAAAUAAAAGGAUUGUAUUGGUGUAUAAACAAUGGAUUCUUUGGAUCAUAUGCUCACCGACCCAUUGGAGUUGGGACCAUCUGGAGAAGGAAAUGGUACACAGAUUAUGGAGGAUUGCAUGCUGGGAUCCAUACGCAUUAGCCUGCCCGAAGAUCUUUUGGAGGACCCUGAGAUCUUCUUUGAAGUUGUCAGUCUUUCAACAUGGGAGGAGGUGUUGGUGGAUUCGCAACGAGAACACUUAAAAAAGUUUUUGCCCCACUUCCCAGAAAACAACAUCGAACACCAGAAUAAUCUUAUUUUGUCCCUGUUCAGUGGAGAGAACUUCCGAUUUGGAAACCCUUUGCACAUAGCCCAAAAACUCUUCCGAGAUGGACACUUCAAUCCAGAAGUGGUAAAAUACCGACAACUUUGUUUCAAGUCGCAGUACAAGCGCUACCUCAGUUCCCAGCAACAGUACUUCUACCGGUUGCUGAAACAGAUUCUCGCGUCCCGAAAUCAUCUAUUGGAACUUGCCAGGAAGGGUGGUCCAGACCUGGCCCUGAAAAGGAAGUAUCCAGCAUCCACUUGCACUGCUGAAGAACGGGACAGACAGACUCAUCGGCGAUAUCUGAAAAUCCUCAGGGAGGUGAAAGAGGAAUGUGGAGACACUACUUUAUCCUCUGAUGAGGAGGGUAAUGGAAUGAAUCUUGAAAUGAAAGGAAACUACCAGAUGAGGAAUGAUUUGAGCUGCUGGAUUCCAAAUUCUCCAGCCCAUUGCCCAAGUCCUGCCAUUCCUCUCAGAGUGAUCCCUACGUUAUCAACGCAAGACAUGAAAACAGCAGAUAAGCUGGAUUUUGGUGAGAAUUGCCUGAAGAUGAUGCUGAAGAAGCACCAUGAAAAACGCAAGCGCCAACCUAACCAUCCUGAUUUGAUGAUAGGGGACCUGACUCUGAAUGACAUCAUGACACGUGUGAAUGCUGGCAGAAAGGGAUCUUUGGCAGCCUUGUUCGACCUUGCUGUCCUCAAGAAGAAGGUGAAGGAAAAGGAAGAGAAAAAGAAAAAGAAGAUAAAAGCGAUUAAGCUAGAAGCAGAAGAUUUCUCCGAGUCCCUUGGCAACCCCGAAGGGAUGCCUCCAAUGUCACAGGAUCCAUCCCCCAUCCCUCCCAUCUGGGAUCCCCCAUCCCUCCCAUCUGUUAAAGAAGAGCCUCUUGAAGACAUCAAGCCGUGUCUUGGAGUAAAUGAAAUUUCCUCCAGCUUCUUUUCCCUCCUCCUAGAGAUUCUGCUUCUGGAAGGGCCUGCUAGUCUCUCAGUGCUUGAGGACAAGCUCAUGGAUUGGCAGUCUUCACCUGCCAGCACAUUGAACAGCUGGUUCUCCUUUGCUCCCAACUGGUCAGAACUCGUUCUACCUGCCCUGCAGUAUCUUACGGGUGAAAGCAGAGAUACUUCUUCCAGUUUUUCUCCCUUCGUUGAAUUUAAAGAGAAAACUCAGCAGUGGAAACUGAUAGCCCCAUCCCAAGACCAUGAAAAGGAGUUGGCAGAACUCUUCCAGCUCUGGUUGGAGACAAAAGACCAAACCUACUUCAAGGACAAUGAAGACAGUUCAGAUGCCACCACACCUGUUCCCCGAGUAAGGACUGACUAUGUGGUCCGGCCUAGCACUAUGGAAGAGAAACGUGUUUUCCAGGAACAGGAGCGGUAUCGAUACAGCCAACCCCACAAAGCAUUCACAUUCCGCAUGCAUGGUUUUGAAUCAGUGGUGGGCCCUGUGAAGGGUGUGUUUGAUAAGGAAACUUCUCUGAACAAAGCCCGAGAACAUUCUCUGUUGCGAUCAGAUAGGCCUGCAUAUGUCACUAUCUUGUCCCUUGUUCGGGAUGCUGCAGCCCGUCUUCCUAAUGGAGAGGGAACUCGUGCUGAGAUCUGCGAGCUCCUUAAAGACUCCCAGUUUCUUGCGCCUGAUGUCACCAGUGCUCAGGUUAACACAGUGGUGAGUGGCGCACUGGAUCGAUUACACUACGAGAAGGAUCCCUGCGUAAAAUACGAUAUUGGGCGCAAGCUGUGGAUAUACCUCCAUCGAGACAGGAGUGAGGAGGAAUUUGAACGAAUUCAUCAGGCCCAAGCCGCUGCAGCAAAGGCCAAAAAAGCUCUUCAGCAGAAACCCAAACCUCCUGCAAAGAUUAAAUCCAGUAGCAAGGAGAGUUCAGUAAAAGUGGCGACUAGUGGCACCUCUGAACCAAAUCCACUCAGCCUUAGUGAUUCCAGCAUGCCACCAACUCCUGUGACUCCGGUGACACCCACCGCCCCUCCCUUGCCAGCAAUGCCAACCUCACCACCGCCCGUUUCUGUUGUUAGCAAGAGUUUGUCAAGUAUUGCUCCAGAGCAAGCCAAACCCAACCAAAGCAUCCUUUUGGUAUCUUCUCCUGCCAUGCCACAGCUUGGGACAUUGCUCUCCGCUGCACAGAGUACCCAGGCACAGGCUGGAUCCCAGCCAGCUGCUCGGGCGGGCAGCAACACAGCAUCUCCAGGACUCCCACAGGUCCGAGUCGUCACAGCACAGUCUAGUCUCCCACCCGUGUCUCAGCCAGCCCCAGCAGUAACGCAGCCGCCAGUGGCAUCGAUACCUCAGAUCCGUGUUCCUCCCACUUCGGCACAAACCAAAGUACUAUCUCAGGCUGUUAUGACUGUCCCAGUGAAAGCUCAGACCAGCCCAGUCCAAGUUCAGAGGCCAACAGUUUCGGUAACAGGAACAGCCAGUGUCACUGGGACAGGAAUCUGUGCAGCACCCAGCUCUGCACCCAAGCCAGCAACAAGUUCUCCAAGCAACUCUGCACCUAGUUCUUCCACUACUUCUUUACCCACCUCUUCAUCAUCUUCCUCCACUUCAUCCACCGCUGUCCUCCAGAACGUAGCUGGACAAAAUAUUAUCAAACAGAUGGCCAUAACAGGACAGCUUGGCAUGAAGAGCCAGCCCGGGAGCAGCAUCCCACUUUCUGCUUCCAACUUCCGCAUCCAAGGCAAGGAUGUCCUGCGACUUCCUCCCUCUUCCAUUACCACCGAUGCGAAGGGGCAGACUGUGCUGCGCAUCACCCCAGACAUGAUGGCUACUUUGGCAAAGUCCCAGGUCACCACUGUCAAGCUGACCCAAGACCUCUUCACUGGUGCUGCAGCAGGAGGCGCUUCUGCUGGGAAGGGCAUCUCCGCCACUCUGCGAGUGACAUCGAGCCCCAUUCAGUCUUCUGACUCUCCCGCCAGGACCAGCACACCAACCUCUGCUUCACCAGGCUCAGCUGGGCCUGCAGUGGUUAAGGUGACUCCAGACUUAAAGACCGUGGAGUCCACCAGUUCAGCGUUCAGACUGAUGCCUGCCCUGGGCAUGACGGUGGCAGACCAGAAGGGCAAGGCCAUUUCUACAGUGGCGUCUACUGAAGCCAAGCCGGCUGCCACCAUAAGGAUCGUGCAGGGGAUGGGGGUGAUGCCACCAAAAGCUGGGCAGACUAUCACGGUGGCCACUCAUGCUAAGCAAAUGCCCGCUUCCUCUUCAGUGAGCAUGUCCGGCACAGUCCACACCUCUGCGGUUUCCCUGCCAGCCAUGACCGCUUCCGUAUCCAAGGCAGUUGCGGUUGUGUCAGGAGCAGCUGGGACACCCAUCACGAUUGGAACAGGAACCACCACCAUGCGGCAGGUUCCGGUGAGCACCACCGUCGUAUCCACAUCUCAGGCAGGGAAGUUGCCUGCCCGCAUCACAGUGCCCCUCUCAGUCAUAAGCCAGCCUGUGAAAGGAAAAAGUGUAGUGACUGCACCCAUCAUCAAAGGCAACCUUGGGGCCAAUAUCAGUGGACUGGGUCGAAAUAUCAUCCUCACCACAAUGCCAGCUGGGACCAAGCUGAUCGCUGGGAACAAGCCCGUGAGCUUCCUGACUGCACAGCAGCUGCAACAGUUGCAGCAGCAAGGCCAAGCGACACAGGUGCGAAUUCAGACUGUCCCAGCCUCUCAUCUCCAGCAGGGAACAGUGUCUGGUUCUACAAAAACAGUCUCCACAGUAGUUGUGACAGCAGCACCAUCUCCGAAACAGGCACAAGAUCAGCAGUAAAUACAAUUUGGCAAGAGCUGCUUGAGUCCUUUUGUUCUGUUUUCACCCAUUCAGGGCUUGCUAGAAUCCUCUCUCAAUGAUCUGCAAGUUAAUUCUGCACAUACUGAAAACACCAGUAGGAAAUACUUGCUUUGAUUCAAAAGAAGCAUCCCUGACACAAGGACCAUGCUGUAUAUUAAUUACCUUAACUCCAACGUGAUAAGUUGAAGAGGCUUGUUGCCAGGACCGUGCUGUGAAUGUAAGUUUCAGUGACUCUCGCUGCACAAGGCAAGAAGAACAAAGAGGACCUUGAAGAAGUAGACACGUUGUAUUAGCUUGAAUGUCAGUUUUAUCCUUUCUGCAGUUCUUACAGCCAUUCAGGUUCUGGAUUUUUAAUACUGAUUGCCUAAGCUUUUUCUGUUUCGCUGUGAAUUUUAUAUUUAAGUCAGGUUUUUUAAACUGAGACCAUUUCUGGCUGACUGUCCUUCCUUCCGUUGCUGGGCUUUCAGCAGCCUGCCUUAUCCUCAUCAGGCUGAGUAUUUACAUGAAACGGCAAAUGAGUGGUUCUUGUACGGACAUAUGUGAACUGGCCAUGAAAGGGGGCGAAUAGCAAGCCCAGUCCACCUCCCUUGGCGCUGUGCUAGCUUGGCCUUUCAGUCACAGGAAAAUCCAGCUUUGGAAACGAAAACAGCCAGCGUGAGGCUAAGUGCUAAACUCAGUUUCUUCUCACCAGUUUAAUGGAUGCUGAUUUUACUAACUUUUGUAUUGCCUCCCCAGCUUCUGAACAAAUAGUUACUAAACUAAAUGAACAGUCUUCUGUUAUCAGUAUAAUUAUAUUAUGAUCUGGAACUUUUCCCUAUGUUUAAGGGAGAAGUAAAAAGAGAGGUGUAUCACAGAAGUGGAAAGACCAGAAGAUCCUAGUUCCCUGCUUCUUUUCGACUGUGGUGGAAAAAGAAGAUCCUGGCCUAUGUAGUGUAAUAUUUAUUGCAUAUCCCGCUAACAGACUUUGCUCAUUUAUUUGUAAUAUGUUCUUCCACCCUCUACAAGUAUGUGUUUUUAAUUGGUUGUCUGCAUUGCAGGAUGCCUUGGAAUACGCUCUAAUUAAAUUAAAUGAUUGUGUUGCCUUUCACUGGUCAGUUGUACAGCAUGGAACAGAAUUGCUCUUGAAAGCCUUCAGCUGCAAUUCUGCUUGAGGUGUUGUUGACCUGGCCUGUUACAGGCCACGCUGAAAAUGUGGGAAGUCCAGCUGUUUUCUCGCACCACAACAGCUAAGAAAAGAAAACUCUGUAUUUGCAUAUCUCUGCCAUUUAUUAUUUAAAAUAGUUUUUUUAAUGAUAGUACAUAGACAAAGAUGCGUAUGUCACAAGUCAAACUCAAUGGGGCAUUAAAUCGGUGUAACAUUGUUAAAUGUUUUGCCUUCCCAAACAGAUAGAUGCAAAACAAUGUACACACAAAUGCAUAAAAUACUCUAGACAUGUACAAAGCCUUCCAGACCAUGAGAACAAAUGGUACUGUUGCACUUUUCAUUCUUCUUGCCAAAAUUAAUGAACUAAACAUUUGACAGUAGGCUCUUAAAACUCUCUCCUGAAAGUGUGUCAUAUUUUCAUGGAAUAGAUUUCAAUUUAGACUUAACUCAUAGUGAUAACGGCUCUUUACUGGAAAGUUUGAAACUAUGGAGGACUUAUGGAUACCUCAUUUUUCAUUGAUAUGAGUCAGUUAUACACUGGCUUUCGUAAACUGUCUCUAAGUUUUAUCAAACUGCUUUAUCUAAUUAGAAACACAAAUUGAAAAAAUAAUCUUUCUGAAUGAUUUGAAUUUAUAUGGUAACUAUCUCUGCUGUACCUUUAGAGUUGGAGAAAAGCUUCUUUGCAAGGUACCAUCAGAGAUGAAUUACAGGCACAUACAGGAACAAAGUUGAUGUAAGAGUAAUUUGUGAUUAAUCCCGAAGAGAGUUCUGAGACGAUUUGGAGCAUAGCACAGAAGUAAAGAAGGAUAAACCUCUUCUGUAAGGCAGCUCAAUAGAUAAGGUAGUCAUUCUUGUGCAAACAAAAAUUCACAAAUGACCCCCAUUUAUAAUUUUUUUAAAAGUGGGGCCAAGUUGCUGGCCCUCAUACUUAACAGCACUGUAUAUAUUAAAACAGUGAAACUGUCCUGCAGUGACAGUCCUGCUGAUGAAAAGACUGACCUCCUUCCUCAGCAUCUUGCACACAAUCUUUCCAGGGCUAAGUCCUGCCCACUCUUACUCCAGCUCAAAUUUAUUCUUUCCCUUUUUGUCCUAUCUCUGUCUGUCUCUAUCCGUUUUGAGUCCCAGACUUCCAUGCAAUUAAUUAUUAGUGUGUUAUGUACAGCUGGAGUGGAAAACGGAUAUCUUGGAAUUUACAGUUAAGAUCUCUGGGUGAUUCAUGGUAGAUCUCCAAGGAUCGCUGACUCCCAGUGAUAGAACUGCAAAUAAAUAAAAUUAUCUGCCGUGACUAACCUUGUAAAUUACUUUUGUCUGGGCAUUUUUCACCAAUAAAAUAUGAAUAUUAA
Molecule: messenger RNA, 7261 nt
Organism: Varanus komodoensis (Komodo dragon)
Lineage: Eukaryota; Metazoa; Chordata; Lepidosauria; Squamata; Varanidae
Gene: NFRKB
Product: nuclear factor related to kappaB binding protein
Exons: 27
Coding region: 719-4753 (1344 amino acids)
Cellular component (GO): Ino80 complex
Molecular function (GO): protease binding
Source: RefSeq, a predicted model, not a curated record